AUGGAGAAAUUAUUCAGGAACCAAAAGUUGAAUGUUAGCGUAAGAACCAUUAAGAGUGGUGAGGAGGUACUGUUUUACGCAAAGGAUGUGGCAGAAUCUCUCGGAUACUCAAAUACGAAAAAAGCUGUUAGAAAUCAUGUUUGGGAAGAGGAUAAGUGCACGCUAGGGUCCAUCCAAAGGGGUGCCCUCGAGGGACCCCCCUUGAACGGUCAGCCUGGUACCAUUUUGGUCACCGAACAGGGUUUGUACCAACUAAUAUUUGGAUCGGAGCUUAACACAGCAAAGGAGUUCAGAAGGUGGGUGUUCAAUGAAGUCCUUCCAUCUAUCCGUAAAACAGGCUCAUAUGAAUUACCAGACAGAAGGUCACUAUGGUACAACCAGAUGAUCCUCAUAAAUGAAACGGACCUUCAUCAUACAGUUGUGAGUUACAUUAGGAAUAACCACCCUAAGGCUGUAAUAGUACCCGGUCUUGGUGAGUACCAGGAUACGGUGUCAAAAAGAUGUGAUGCCUGGAAGAAGGGCUAUAAAGGUGGUCAGCCAGAUCUUAUUAUAGAGAACCCUAUGGGGAAGUACACAGGAUUCGCAAUUGAAUUUAAGUUAACACGUAAAAAUUUGAGUUAA
Messenger RNA from Paramuricea clavata, 621 nucleotides. NCBI's taxonomy places the organism in Eukaryota, Metazoa, Cnidaria, Anthozoa, Malacalcyonacea, Plexauridae. The record is from the annotation of a GenBank genome assembly.